Molecule: messenger RNA, 7853 nt
Organism: Anastrepha ludens (Mexican fruit fly)
Lineage: Eukaryota; Metazoa; Arthropoda; Insecta; Diptera; Tephritidae
Gene: Eip63E
Product: cyclin-dependent kinase 14
Exons: 10
Coding region: 1-1476 (491 amino acids)
Biological process (GO): protein phosphorylation
Cellular component (GO): cytoplasm; cytosol; nucleus
Molecular function (GO): heme binding; ATP binding; cyclin-dependent protein serine/threonine kinase activity
Source: RefSeq, a predicted model, not a curated record
AUGGAUGUCGUUGCCGCAAACCCAAAAACAGUAAAGAAACGGUUCUGGACAAUAUCACGCGAGGAUGGCGAAGACUCACAUCAUCACCAUCAUCAUCACCACCUCCAUCAUCAUCAUCGCGGUGGCCAUGGACAUAAUCACGGUAACAAAGUUCCAUACAAUGGUUAUAAUUCCGAGGAGUAUCUAGACAGACUGGAACCAAAUGGGAAUAUACCAGCCGAUAAAUCUAAUUGCAGAUAUGGAGCCCAAGAAACUGCAAAUAAUGAUAAAACACAAGAUAAAGACUGGCGUAGCACCGACAGCACCGGCCACCAUGAUCGCGUUCAGCGGCAAUUGUCCGUUUCAUCCGAUAGCAAACUACUGGACGACGACAUUCGAGAGGAGACGCGUGUUAUUAUGCGCCCGAAAAAGCCGCCCAGACCCAAAUCGGAGGUUUUCCUUAACAAACAAGACCCGCAUCCACGACGGAAACGGUUUAGUGCAUUUGGCGGUGACUCGCCAUUUGGAAAAUCAGAUGCCUACAUAAAACUCGAGCCGCUCGGUGAGGGCUCAUACGCCACAGUCUACAAGGGCUUCAGCAAUUUGACACAUCAACGUGUUGCAUUAAAAGAAAUUAGACUGCAAGAGGAAGAGGGCGCCCCGUUUACGGCGAUACGUGAAGCCUCGCUGCUGAAAGAACUGAAACACUCAAACAUUGUGACGUUGCAUGACAUUGUGCACACAAGGGAAACGCUGACGUUCGUUUUCGAAUAUGUGAAUACCGACUUAUCACAGUAUAUGGAGAAACACCCUGGCGGUCUGGAUCAUCGUAAUGUUCGUUUAUUUCUGUUUCAAUUGCUGCGCGGCCUCUCCUACUGCCAUAAGCGACGCGUUCUACAUCGUGAUGUUAAGCCGCAAAAUUUAUUGAUAAGCGAUUGUGGAGAAUUGAAAUUGGCGGACUUCGGUUUGGCGCGUGCAAAAAGUGUUCCCAGUCAUACGUAUUCGCAUGAAGUCGUUACGUUAUGGUACCGUCCACCAGAUGUUCUGCUUGGCAGCACUGAAUACUCGACAUCGCUGGAUAUGUGGGGUGUCGGCUGUAUAUUUGUGGAAAUGGUAACUGGCAUGCCAACAUUCCCCGGUAUACGUGAUACAUAUGACCAACUGGAUAAAAUAUUUAAAUUACUUGGCACACCCACUGAAGAGACGUGGCCGGGUGUAACACAUUUCCCUGGUUAUAAGCCGCAUAAGUUAGGUUUUUAUCGACCCCGUAAAUUAGGUCACAAUUUUCCUAGACUCUAUGACAUCGUUGAUGGUGAAACGAUAGCGAAUGCCUUCCUGCAAUUAAAUCCAGAACAAAGAAUAGGAGCUGAAGAAGCGCUGCAGCAUCCCUACUUCGCGCCGUUGCCGAGAAAACUCUAUGAGUUACCCGAUGAGACAUCAAUAUUCAGCGUAGAGGGUGUUCAUUUGUUUCCUGAACCAAACCGGCUAAGUAAAUGAAAAUUAAAGCAAACCCUUUCGGUGGAUGGUGUACGUUUCUAUUGUUAGCAGCAACAGCCAUAAAUAUUGUAAUUCAAGUUUUUUACUGCAAACCUAAUUUGUAUAACAUAUUUUUUUUAUUUUUGUUUUGUAAUACUUUUACUUGUAAAGCAAAGAUGGAUGAAACAACAACUACUCUUGGUUUAUAAAAUUCGUUAAUUACCAGCGAAAAUCUAAGAAAAUCUAAGAAAAUAUAUAAAACAAAAAGAAAUUUAAAAAAAUGUACUAAGUAAAAGAACUAAAGUGACUAUGUAGAACAUAACAACAACAAUAACAACAUGCACACACCCAGCCAGAGACACACAAUUAUUAUAUGGCAAUGUAAAUACUGACUUGUAUUGAAACAAAAAAAAAAAAUAAAGAAAAAUUAAGAAAAAUAAGAAAAAUUGCAAAAUAACACGAAAAUAUAAAAACUUGCAAAUAUCACUUAGCAACAAAAUCGAUUCAAUUAUAGUAAUAAAAGUAAAACAGAAAAUUAUAAGAUGUGCACUAAAAUUAUAUUUUUAACAUUUUAAUAGAAUUUGAACAACAAAUAUUGUAGCAAAAAAUAGCAAAGGCUAAAACAGUUGAAACUUCUUAGGCCAAUAAUGAUUUUCGAAAAAGUGAAAAGCGAAAAAUUGUAAGUACUAACGAACAAAUGUGAAAUUGAAGGGAAACAAGUUUUAAAAGUAUUAAACAGAAAACGCAAAGCAGUGUCAAAUUUUUGGAAUACCAACAUAAAAUAAGAAACGUAGUGAAACAUGUCAAAAUUAAAUACAAUUACCGAAACAGUAGCAUUAAGAAUAAACAACAAAUAGACAGACACUAAACUAAACUAAAAUCAACUCAAAAUCAUAAACUCAAAAGAACUUUAAUAUUCAUAAACAACUAAAACUACAACUAUAUUCAAAAACAAAGGAAAUCAAUCUAAAAUAGUUUAAAAUUUAUUUUACUAAAGUACGAAUUAUUAAGUAUGUGUACUUGUAUGUGUAUUGAUCACGUGCCUCAAGGCCCUCAGGUCCUCGAUGAGCGUAAGCACUUUCCCACGCACGCAAGGUUUUUUCCGUUUCGUAUGAAGUGAGUCUGGAGCGAAGAUAUGCUCGUACAAGGUGGCGCAAAAUUAAGCACCCUAACGGAAGAUUUUUAAUUUUGGCAAUUUGGCGUUGUACGUUCAUCAUAUUUGACACUUGUCAGCUAAAAAGCUGCACUACUGACACUUGUGAGCUAAACAGACAGAUGCGAUAGAGCGCGCAACGGUAAAAAUAAAGAUUUCCUGCAUUCAAAAAUUUUUUUUUGUUUAGUAAAAAAGUCAUUCAGAAACAAAAUUGGGUGAUUGAUUUUGCGCCACCUGUACAAAUAUUAUUAUUAUUAUUAUUGACGCAGAAGGCAACAAUUUAGGCAUGGGUGGGCUACCGUCGCUACACAGGAAUUAAGAAAAAAAAAUUAAAAAACAUUCAGAACCAACUUUCAAUAUUUUAAAAAUCACAGAAAAGCAAAAAAACGAAAAAAAAAAAACAACAACCUUAGUUACUAUUGUAGCUAGCGGCCGGCAAUUUGUAGUUAAUACUUACAUUUGAAAUAGCGAGAAAAAUGUGAAAAAGUUGAUAUCAUAUUUCUCGAUAUAUACUUAAGGAACAGCAUUUACAAAAACAAUAUUUUUGACAUUUACGUUUGAAUCGAAAAUCAACAAUAACACCAAGUGGCAAGAGGGAAGAGGCCAGAGCAUAACCUUGACUGACUAGUCUCUUAGUCAUUUUUCACAUAAAUAUUUUGGCACAUCAAUGGAAAAUUCCACUUUGACGCGUUAGAGUUUCAAAGAAAUUUAGGUCGAAAAAAAGAAUACGAUUUUUUCCUCGCGUACACUACCAAGCGAAUACAUUUUGGUGAAGUAAUGAAAAAUUCUGUUCCAACGCAUUGGGGGUUUGUGAAAAUUUAGGGCAAAGUGCUUUCUAGUAAGAAUCAUUUUUAGUCAUCCUUUCAACUAACCAGCGAAGCGCCAUUCUCCUUAAUUUAUGGGAUAGUACAGAAAAAUUCAGCCGUAGAAAUUUUCUGUCAAAGUGUUGAAAAAAUGCAAUUUUGGCUUUGAGCGCUGUUUUAGACACUUCCUUUUAUAGAUAUAAAGGUCACGACUUGAGUUUGUGAUAUUUUAUGAUAUAACUUGAAAUGUAAAACAAAUUAACUUACAAGUAUACCUGAAGCGUAUUACUUGUUGUUUACUACUGUACAGGGUCUUUCAAGCGCCACAUUUUUUUAACUAAAAUUUAACACAAAUUUUGAAUAGAAGUGUAUUAUCUGUUUUUUUACACAACUAGUAGAUAGAGGGUCUUCAAUAUGUGAGUACUAAAUGAUGCGUUCUAAAUAUCCACUGCGUGUACGCUGGAAGAUGUUGCUUCAGUUAGUGAAAUUUUCGGUGAUAUUUACUUAACUAAAGGGUGGUUAAGUUUCAAAGGCCGGUGUUGAUUUUGAAUAAAAUACAAUUUUUUUUAGGAAAUUAUUGUCAUUUCUCUUUAUUCUGAUAAUACUAGUAUGGCUCAAUUACAUACGGAACAAAAUAUCGGCCGAAUAGCCGCCGCGGUCUCAGCAGCACACCUCCAUCCGAUGGUCUAAAUUUUCGAUGACGCUGAGGUAUGAUUGAGGUUCUAUGCCGUUAAUGUGCCGAACUAUCUCAUCCUUUAGCUCUUGAAUUGUUGCUGGCUUUUCAACGUACACCUUUUCUUUCAAAUAAUGCCAAAGAAAGAAGUCCAGCGGUGUCAAAUCACAUGCUCCUUGGCGGCCAAUUGACAUCGCCGCGACGUGAGAUUAUUCGGCCAUCAAAUUUUUCACCCAAAAUCACCCUUGUUUCGUUAGCUGUGUGACAAGUGGCACCGUCCUGUUGAAACCACAUAUCUUCCACAUCCAUAUCUUCCAAUUCAGGCCAUAAAAAGUUCGUUAUCAUCUCACGAUAGCGAACACUAUUCGCAGUAACUGCCUGACCAGCCUCAUUUUGGCAAAAAUACGGCCCAAUGAUGCCGCCGACCCAUAAACCGCAACAAAUAGUCACUCUUUGUGGGUGCAUUGAUUUUUCGGCAAUCACUCUUGGAUUAUCAUUCGCCCAAAUGCGGCAAUUCUGCUUAUUGACGAAUCCACUGAGGUGAAAUUGUGCCUCAUCGCUGAAAAUGAUUUUCUUCGAAAAUUGGUCAUUCACUGUUGCCAUUUCCUGCCACCAUUCUGACCAUUGACGUCGCUUGAAAUGGUCAAAAGACUUUAGUUCUCGAGUCAGUUGCACCUUGUAAGCGUGUAAAUGCAAGUCUUUAUGCAUAACGUUCAUCAACGAGCGUGAGAGGUGCAGUUGUUGGGCACGACGACGAGUUGAGGUGGACGGCUCUUCAACUACACUAUCGCGAACAGCAGCAAAUAUUUUCUGCAGUACGAGCAUGCACUGGUGUUUUCACAUCUCCUACAGACCCGGUUUGCUCAAACUUUUGCACAAUUUUUCCGAUUGUAUGCACAUUUGGACGAUUAAAUUGACUGAAAAAAUCACGAAGUGCGCGAUAUGCAUUUUGAUUUGAACGCUCGUUUUCAUAAUAAGCCUGAAUAACUUUAACGCAUUGCUCGAUUGUGUAUAUCUCCAUGGUUCAAAUUGAGUUAGUCUGAAAUUGAAAAAUGUCAAAUGAAAUGCAGAAAAAAACUCGACGUUUAGGUGUGAUUCACAUUCAACAUCGGCCCUUGAAAUUAAACCAUCCUUUAUAAUACUUCAUUUAGCUACUAUUAGUGCUAUAUCUCGAAAAUUUUGCACAGAAUAUCUUUUUUCAUACCUUUCUAAUUUUUUAUGAAUUUGUUCUGGUUUAUUCACAUAAAGUCCGUCUUUGAAAUCCAUAGAUCCAUAGAAAAUAGUCCGAAAGCGUUAAAUUGGACAAUUUUGCCAAAUUUGCCAAAUUAUUGCAGAAUAAAGUGCGGAAAACGCCUAUCCAGCUAUAUUUUCGGGAAAAAUAAAAAAUUGUCUAGAAAAUAGUGCGCAUCUAACCAUGCCAAAAGACAUUUUAGGUCCUGUUCCGUACCAGUCGCCUGAGCUUAUUCGAUAUACUUUUUUAUGUCAUGCUCUGUUGGACGAUUAUAAUGACCGAAAAUAUUCAACUUUUUUUCAAUUAUUUUCAUACUUCUUUUUAUACUAAUUUUUAUUUUAUUUUUUCAAUCAUUUAAAUAAUUUCUAAUAUUUCUCCGUAUAAGAAACGCCAACGCACUCUCAGACCUGUUAGAACAAAACACUGCAAAGAAUGAAGCUCUGUUUUGAAAACUGCUGUCCUCGCAACCAAAGAAUGUUAGAAAGUGAGAAGACGCAAAUGUUACUGUUAAAUUAACAGUCUGUGGUGCAACUAACAUAUGCUGUUAUAUACACGAGCGCUAACAUGAAUCUGUCAACCCUUAACAUGUUGCUGGCGCGAGCGAAGUUAACACUGUAGGAGCAGCUGUAAAUGUGCUGAAUCGACACUUCUGGUACAAAAUUUGUAGAACUAAGCUUCCUUUGAUCUAGUUUUUGUUGUAAUUAAUUGUAAUUAUGUGAUUCUAAGAAAUCAUCUAAAUUAUUAUUUUUUGUGCGCUUGAACGAAUUUUCCAAUUUUUUCCACCUGAUAAAAUAUUUUUUUAUUUUGUUCUCAGUUUAUUCACUUUGCCUCAUAGUCAAGCAAUUAUUUUCAGGGCCCGAUGUUGAAGGAUAAUCGUAAAUGUAAUACCUAUAUGCAGUGCUUACCUCGUCGCGAUUCACAAAAGUUUACUAAAAUUUAUUUCUCUAAACAUUUUGGUUUCACCCACACAUUUUUGGGGAAUGCUGCUGCCAUGACAGUUCUUGUGUCGUUCCGACUUGGGGAAUAUUCUUAGGUUAAUACAAUAUUUCAAUGCUUCCAAAUUUGUUGAAUAGCAGAAUAACCAACUGCUUUUAAAUCUGCGCAGUGCGAUCUCGACAAUGCAGCCUAAGAAGGGUUGUUUCGCUAAAAAUUUAAAAUUAAAUUAAAGAUUAAAAUUAUUUUUUCUACGGUCAUAAAAAUUCUUCAUUAUGGCUCUUUUUCAUGUAGGUUUCGGAAAUAAAAACUCGGCAUAAAUCUUUAGAUAUGAAUUACUUUGUUGUCAGCUAGAGGUCGAUAAAGCUAACUUUACUUUAGAAGCAUGUAAAAAUGACUAUUCUUCUUAAUUGGCGCGAUAACCGCUUAAGCGAUUUUAACCGAGUUUAACAAAGUGCGCAAGUGGUUUCUUUCUCAUGCUAACCGGCGCCAGUUGGACACACCAAGUGAAUCCAUCCCUUCUCCAACUGAUCUUUCCAACGCAGAGGAGGCCUUCCUCUUCCUCUGCUACCACCAGCUGGUACCGCAUCGAAUACUUUCAAAGCCGGAGCGUUUGUUGCCAAUCGGACGACAUAACCCAGCCAAGGUAGCCGCUGGAUCUUUAUUCACUGCGCUAUGUCUAUAUCGUCGUAAAGCUCAUACAGUUCAUCGUUCCAUCGCCUGCGAUAUUUGCCGUUGCCAACGUGCAAAGAUCCAAAAAUCAUACGCAGAAUCUUUCUCUCAACACUCCAAGCGUCGCUUCAUCGUAUGUUGUCAUCGUCCAAGCUUCUGCGCCAUACGUUAGGACGGGCAUGAUGAGAGCUUUGUAGAGUGUUAAUUUUGUUCGUCGAGAGAGGACUUCCGUUCGUAGGAGUCAUCAUCAGUGAAGGUAGUUCUCAUCCGAGUGUUUGCCUUUUCAUUGGGGGGGAUUUUUAAGUGGCGGGUCCCAAACCCAGCGCACAACCAGUUAUCCUGGAAUGUUUCGCCUUCUCACUUUAGCUCACUCCCGAACGGGUGUUCGGAAGCUACCCAGAGGAUACUUGGGCUAAUCCCCGGAGUUGUGAGCUGCUUGAAACAUAUGCAGAAGUAUCGUCCUGGCCACUCCCAAGUGAAUGGCGAUCUGUAACUUUCCCCACUUGCGUGGACUUCUACACGUGGAACCAUCUUCUAAAAUGAUACAAUAGAAAGCACAAAGAGCUCUUUAUAAUAGUUUGUCGGUUGGUGUUUUUUUUUUUUGUUUUUGUCACGAUGUGUAAAAAUAUUUCUGCAUACUUAUAAGGAGGAAUACUCAAAGUCUUUCCACUUUGUUGGACAUCUAAAGUUUCAGCGCUUCGCAAUUGAUCUUGCCCAUUCUUAUAAAAAAAACCGCUGCAGCAACAACGCGAGUACGAUUGUACGAAUAUGGGAAAGUUUGUUUGGUUUUGUCUUCCUGCUUAAAAAGAUUUAUUUUAAUUAUGAUAAAAACUAAAAAUUACAAAAAAAAAAUAUUAUUAGUAGAUUGAUAUUUGCUUAAAUUUAAUUUCAACAUUUGUAUAUGAGUAAAUAUUUUUGCCAAUUAAUUAUAAU